This is a messenger RNA of Quercus lobata, 2096 nucleotides long. RefSeq names its product methionyl-tRNA synthetase / methionine-tRNA ligase / MetRS (cpMetRS) (gene OVA1). Gene Ontology annotation, molecular function: methionine-tRNA ligase activity; ATP binding. The record is from RefSeq and is a predicted model, not a curated record. NCBI's taxonomy places the organism in Eukaryota, Viridiplantae, Streptophyta, Magnoliopsida, Fagales, Fagaceae. Gene Ontology annotation, biological process: methionyl-tRNA aminoacylation. The coding region runs from base 81 to 1925 and encodes 614 amino acids. Gene Ontology annotation, cellular component: mitochondrion; chloroplast stroma. The transcript is spliced from 12 exons.
UCCCCCCUACUUAUCUCCCCAAACAAACCAGAACACUUCAACAGAACUCUACUCUGACUGAUAGAAAAAAAAAAAAAAAAAUGGCAGCGAGAAUAAACCAAUCGAUACAGAACACUCUCUGGCUCUUAAACCCUUUGCAUAAUCCAUCCAACUUAGUCAAGCCCACCUUCCAUUUUCGCUCAAACCCUUUCUUCUCAUCUCCUUCUUCUUCUUCUUCUUAUCGGUCAAAAAGAGCUUUAUUCUGCACUUGCACAAGCGCUAGCUCAGACAAGAAUCUCCAAGAUGGUGGCGAGCCCUUUGUCCUAACAACUCCUCUUUAUUACGUAAAUGCCCCUCCCCACAUGGGCAGUGCUUACUCUACCAUAGCCGCUGAUGCCAUUGCUCGCUUUCAGAGGCUGUUAGGGAAGAAAGUUGUAUUCAUUACCGGCACUGAUGAGCAUGGAGAGAAAAUUGCUACUGCUGCUGCAGCCCAGGGUUCCGAUCCGAGUGAACAUUGCGAUGUCAUUUCACAAGCAUAUAAGACACUCUGGAAAGAUUUAGACAUAUCUUAUGAUAAGUUCAUUCGGACGACUGAUCCCAAGCAUGAAGCAAUUGUGAAGGAAUUUUACUCAAGGGUUCUUGCCAAUGGUGAUAUUUAUCGGGCUGACUAUGAAGGACUUUAUUGUGUCAACUGUGAGGAGUAUAAGGAUGAGAAAGAAUUGCUUGAUAACAACUGUUGCCCUAUGCACCUGAAGCCGUGUAUUCUGCGAAAAGAGGAUAAUUAUUUCUUUGCACUAUCAAAAUAUCAAAAAUUAUUGGAAGAAACUUUGACACAAAAUCCAAAUUUUGUGCAGCCUUCGUUCCGUUUAAAUGAGGUGCAAAGCUGGAUCAAAAGUGGCCUAAGAGAUUUUUCCAUUUCUCGAGCAUCGGUGGAUUGGGGCAUCCCAGUUCCUAAUGACAAUAAGCAAACUAUAUAUGUGUGGUUUGAUGCAUUACUAGGAUAUGUAUCAGCACUAUCAGAGGUCGCAGAGCAACCCAAUCUACAACGUGCUGUUUCUUCAGGUUGGCCUGCCUCACUACACUUGAUUGGGAAGGAUAUUUUGCGUUUUCAUGCAGUUUACUGGCCAGCUAUGCUAAUGUCUGCAGGACUAAGCCUUCCUAAGAUGGUGUUUGGCCAUGGAUUUUUGACAAAGGAUGGCAUGAAGAUGGGGAAGUCACUAGGAAAUACACUUGAUCCAAAUGAUCUGGUUCAUAAAUUUGGCGCUGAUGCAGUCAGAUACUUCUUCCUCAAGGAGGUGGAAUUUGGCAGUGAUGGGGACUAUUCAGAAGACCGUUUUAUCAAUAUUGUCAAUGCACAUCUUGCCAAUACAAUUGGAAAUCUUCUUAACCGUACUCUUGGACUUCUAAAAAAGAACUGCCAAUCAACUUUAGUGGUUGAUUCCACCGUCGCAGCUGAAGGAAAUGCAUUCCAGGAUACUGUGCAGAAGUUGGUUGAAAAAGCUAGGGUUCAUUAUGAAAAACUCUCACCUUCAUCAGCUUGUGAGGCUAUUCUAGAGAUUGGAAAUGCGGGGAAUUCCUACAUGGAUGAACGUGCACCAUGGUCUCUCUUUAAGAAAGGGGGUGCUGCUUCUGAAGCUGCUGCAAAGGACCUUGUGAUUAUAUUGGAAGCAUUGAGGAUUAUAGCAAUUGCAUUAUCCCCGGUCACACCAAGCUUAUGCUGGAGAGUAUAUGCACAGCUUGGCUUCUCAAAAGACCAGUUUGACACUGCAACAUGGAGUGAGACCAAGUGGGGUGGGCUGAAGGGUGGUCAGGUAAUGGCUCAACCAAAACCAGUCUUCGCAAGGAUUGAAAACCAAGUGGAAGAGGAAGAUGGGGGUGAAGCAGCUAAGAAGGUAGUGAAAAACAAGGAUAGGCUACCUCAGGCUCAAGGGGUUGCAGAGGCUUAGGGAAAGAGACAUAGUUGCCUUUCCCUGACCACAAAUUUCUCCAACUUUUUUUAUUUAUUUAUCAAAUUGUCAAUUGUAAGAGUUUGUACUCAUUUUUGGCAAUAAUUUUGUAAUAGAUUGUUUUGUAAUAGAUACUUCCAAUAAAUUAAUCCAGUAUUUCAUCUUCAGUUC